AAGCAAAGGAGGGAAAAAAAGACAGGAUGGAAGCUAAUAGUGUUAAUUUCCAUGUGUCUCAGUGUGUGAAACUAAAGGAAAGCGAGCUUUUGGCUUUGCAGUCUGAGGGGGAUGUUGUUAUUGGAGGGUUUUUUCAUCUGCACUACGAUGCUCCAGAGCCACAGCAGAACUACAACAGCAAACCCCAUAAGAUUGCUUGCAGCGGGUCAGUGCAUGAGCAUGUCUGCUUUUGGUCAACUUUAUUCUGCAUUACACCUUAAAACAUUCAUUCUAUAUGUUAUUUGAUGUACUCAUCAUACGCCUCUGCUGUUCACAAAUGAUUCCCUGCAGGUUUGACCUUAGAGCAUUUCGGUGGAUGAUGACUAUGGUGUUUGCAGUGGAGGAAAUUAAUAAGUCUGAUCUGUUACCGGGGGUCAAACUAGGCUAUCGCAUCAUGGACUGUUGUGAUAACAUCCACACAGCUUUGAGAGCUUUUUCGUCUUUGGUCAGUUUCUCUGAGGUGACAGCACAGUUUGAACCUCCCACCUGCUUCUUUGAUUCUCCCAUUCCUGCAAUUAUUGGUCUCGCAUCGUCUUCCCCAUCGAGAGCUGUAGCUCAAACUCUUGGUUCAUUCAACAUCCCACUGGUGAGUUAUUUUGCCACUUGUACUUGUCUAAGCGACAAGCAAACAUACCCAUCAUUCCUGAGAACUGUGCCGAGUGACUUUUUUCAAGUUAAAGGUCUCGUGCAGCUGGUUACGUUCUUUGACUGGUUCUGGGUGGGCACAGUCGGAACCACGGACGACUACAGUAUAUAUGGGAUCCAAGCUUUCACAGAUCAGUUCAGAUCACAUGGUGGUUGUGUGGAAUAUCAUCUCACUAUUCCAACGUCCCCUACAGUGUCUGAGAUGCAAUACAUUGCAAAUAGAGUUCAGGGUUCCACCGCAAACGUCGUUGUGGCUUUUGCUUCCGAGGGUCAAAUACUACAUCUGUUUUUAGAAGGGACACUUGGCUUCUCUUUUCCUGGAGUCAGAAUACCUGGAUUAAAAGAUUUCUUACUGAGCGUCCGGCCAUCUCCGGAACCAGGAAUGGAAUUUAUCAACAUGUUUUGGGAAGAGCAGUUUGGUUGUAAGCUCAAGUUUGAAGGAGAAGUGAUGAAAGAUAAUGGGACUGCAUGCACAGGUUUAGAAGAUCUGAGUCUCACUUCCAGCAGGUAUACGGAUGUAUCCAAGGUCAGAAUAUCCUACAAUGUCUAUAAAGCUGUCUUUGCCAUUGCACAUGCUCUGCAUGCUUUACUGGACUGUAAAACAGAAGGGCCUUUCAGCGGAACAUGUGAGAAGCAGAAACAGUUCACCUCUAAGCAGCUGCUGUAUCAUCUUAAAAAAGUCAAUUUCACCAACCAGUUUGGAGAGAGAAUUUAUUUCAACUCCAACGGAGAGCCGGCACCUCUCUAUGAGGUCGUUAACUGGCAGAAGGACAGCAGCGGUGAAAUCAGAUUUGUCAAAGUGGGAAGUUAUGAUAGUUCAGCAGCACCUGGACAGAAGCUGCAGGUUCAGCAGAGCAGCAUUAUAUGGACUAGAGGAGACUCACAGGUCCCUACAUCCCAGUGUAGUGCUCCAUGUCCUCCUGGCAGCAGACAGGCCACACGUCCAGGAGAGCCUCUCUGCUGCUUUGACUGUUUACCUUGUGCAGAUGGAGAGAUCAGCAACCAGACUGGUUCGACUGAGUGCAUCAAAUGUCCAGAGUUCUUCUGGUCAGACCCAGAUAAAGUCAAAUGUGUUGCAGGGGUUGAAGAAUUUUUGUCUUUCACUGAGACCAUGGGUAUCAUCUUAGUUACCCUCACUCUGCUGGGUGUUAUCCUGACAAUCAUCAUCACUGCCAUCUUUCACCAUUUUCGGACCACACCCAUCGUCAAGGCCAACAACUCAGAAAUCAGCUUCUUGCUGCUCCUGUCCCUCAAGCUCUGUUUCCUGUGUUCCCUGUUGUUCAUUGGCCAACCGUCUGUGUGGACAUGUAUGUUUCGCCAGGCAGCGUUUGGGGUCAGCUUUGUCAUCUGUCUGUCGUGUCUUCUAGUCAAGACUAUUGUGGUUCUUUUGGCUUUCCGGGCUAAUGUACCUGGCCCCAAGAGUCUGAGGAUGUUUGGUCCUUCUCAGCAGAGAACCUUGAUCUUCUGUACAACAGCUCCUCAGAUUUGUCUCUGUACAGGCUGGCUGUUGGGGUCUCCGCCCAUCCCGUUCAGAAAUCCUACCUUCCAAGCCUCAAAUGGAAAAAUUUUUGUAGAGUGUAAGGAGCCAUGGCCUGCUGGUUUCUACCUGGUUCUCGGCUACAUCGGCCUGCUAGCCUUCGUCUGCCUCCUGCUGGCGUUCCUCGGUCGGAAGCUGCCAGAUACUUUCAACGAAGCCAAAUUCAUCACCUUCAGCAUGCUGAUUUUUAUUGCUGUGUGGAUCUCUUUCAUUCCAGCUUAUGUUAGCUCUCCUGGGAAGUUCUCAGUAGCUGUAGAAAUAUUUGCAAUAUUAGCCUCCAGUUUUGGUCUCUUGUUGUGUAUUUUUGUGCCCAAAUGUUACAUUAUUUUAUUACAUCCUGAGAGGAACAUUAAAAAAGGCAUGACUGGAAAAUUUAGUAAUUAAGCUGUUAUUUGUUAUUUUUUAAGGACUUCAGGUAAAUCCAAAUACAAGUUGUUUUGGGUUAUUUAUAUUUAUUGUAAAAAUAAAUGCCAUUACAUUUUAAAUGAAACCUGCUUUUUUUCCCAAUAAAAAUAUAAAAUGCAAUUUAUAAAGCACGACAGCCCAUGGUGAAUUGUGGUUGGCAUUGGACUGAACAUAGAAACCAACCAAAGAAUAACAAAAAGGGAAUGUUACUGCAAUAAAAGCUUAAAAAUCCAUAAAUUUCAUUCAAGAAAAAAAAAUGAUAGAUUUAAUCUAAACUUCAAUUAAAGCAGGAGCAAAACAACCUCAUUAAAGAAAAGGGGGCAAAAAACAGUAAAAUGUUUUUUCUGGAAAUUUUCUAAUUUACACUUUUAUAUAUCAGACAAAAAAUUUUUAUAAAAUGACACAAUCAUGGUAGUCUGAAGACCAGGGGUGGAGAUUGUUGAUGUAGUCAAAGGCAGCAGGACGCCAGGAAUGAACAACAUUGGACAACCAAAAACUAGGUUUGCAAAUUAUCUGGUGAGGAAACCUCUGUACAAAUUAAUGGUUGCUUUGCCCUUACAUGUACAUGUCUUUUGUGCCGUCAUUAUUCAAUAAACCUAAACUAAACUACGUACAUUAAGGAGUUACCAUGGCUGAUCUGCAUAUUUAUUAGUAUUUGUGGGGCUUAGACAACACCUUCUGAGUGACUGACCAGGAUGGUAGUCUCAGUUGUUAAACAUGUGGACCAGGGAGUGUGCUUCUGCUAGUGGGGGAUAACGCUCUCAUCUCAGAGUUUUCAAGAUGUUGGAAAGAUUAUC
Nothobranchius furzeri (turquoise killifish) is the source of this 3423-nucleotide messenger RNA. RefSeq names its product extracellular calcium-sensing receptor. The record is from RefSeq and is a predicted model, not a curated record. Gene Ontology annotation, biological process: G protein-coupled receptor signaling pathway. NCBI's taxonomy places the organism in Eukaryota, Metazoa, Chordata, Actinopteri, Cyprinodontiformes, Nothobranchiidae. Gene Ontology annotation, molecular function: G protein-coupled receptor activity. Gene Ontology annotation, cellular component: plasma membrane.